ACACUCCAUCAUCCUCCACCGGUCUUGCUAGCGCUGCUCUCACUCCUGCAGUUCAGCGUCCAGAAAGGGAAAGAAGAUAUGUAAGUUGGUGGAAUGAAUGGGAGUUUGUCAGGAGCUAGGAUAUUGUACAGUACAGCAAGUAUCAUCCGACUCUCUCCUUAGGGCCGUUUAUAGUACUAAUAUGGUUUUCAGCGAUUCUCAUGCAUUUCCUUCCUUUAAACCUACCUACCUCAUCAACGGGGGUACUACACGGCGUUGCAUCAUAGCAGCGGGAAGCGAUUUAUUUCCACGCCUAGCUGGGUGUUCUUGACUUGACGAACAAUACACUCGGCCCGUACCGGCCCAUCACCCCAGCUGGGUGGUGAGUGAUGACUACGCCCUCCAAGGAAGCGGGGAGAAGGUCUGGUGGGCAGAAUGGAUUCAUUUCUGUUCUGCCCCCCUGCCUCGCUAUCCCCUUGGCUCCUGUCAUGGUCAUGACUAUUAAAGUACAUUUAAGAGCAUGCCGCAACCUAUCACAUAUCGCAGAAGUUGAGAGGAUCGAAGCUUUGACGGAGAAAGCCCGAACAGCGCUUUGUUUUUUCUUCAAGACGAAGGUAAGCGCUCCCCCUCCUUUCCAUAGACUCUGCUAGUACCGCUACUAACAAGGUGAUCACAGAAUAGAGCUACUGGCCAGUCUCCGCCCCCACGCGCGGCCUACCCUACCAUAAUGAGGAUCCCCAAACGCCCACGUCUAUACCUUUUGGGAUAUCAAGGGGAUACAAAACUCUAGGAAAGUGCGAGGAAACGCAUGUCAAUUCCCGCCGGAACCCCCGAAAAUUCAGAUGGUAUAGUCACCUAGACACUGCGAGUGAGCGGAUAUGAUUCUCCCGAUAGCGCCGUUCUCGGGAUUCGUACCAUGGCCGCUCAUGUUUGACACAUAAACGUUGGCCCCCCUCCCCCUAAACUUAUCCAAACCAUUCCACCAGCCCUUGGCUCAUAGGUUCAGCCACGCCUCUGCUUGGAUCAGCUCAUAAUUCAUGGAAACCAAGCAAGCAAGCAAAAAAAUAAAAUAAAAAAUACCCCAUCUUCCCCUAUCACUGGACACACUUCUAAUUCCCACCUUGACCACGC
Molecule: messenger RNA, 1110 nt
Organism: Tuber aestivum (summer truffle)
Lineage: Eukaryota; Fungi; Ascomycota; Pezizomycetes; Pezizales; Tuberaceae
Source: the annotation of a GenBank genome assembly